GAGAGACGGAAGGGGUGGCAGAGGAGGUGACCGUGGAGCAGAGGGAUGGAGGAGGGAUAGAGAGGAAGAGGGAGGAGAUCGCCAUUGGAGAGGAGGAGAAAGGGGAGGAGGAGGAAUAGGCAACCGUCCAAGAGGAGAAGAACAGGAACAUGACGAUGCUGGAGCUCAGGGAAAUGGGGAUCGGCACGGCGAACCUCACCACAACCAAGCAAGGGGUCCUCGUGUAGUUCGUCCUCUAGGCUAUAAAACAUUGGAACAGCUUCUGUCAAAAGACCCCGACGACGCAGUACAAGAGUUAGGUUCUCUCAAGCAAGGUCUGGGCAAGCUUCUAGAAAUGACGGAUAUACGCUAUGACCUGAUAUCGCUAUUGUUUCAGGUCUAUCACCAUGUCUGCCAGGCGCAGGUGUCCAAUGAAACUAUCAACAUGCUGCUAGAUAUGCUUGGAAGAAACAACUUCAUCAACAGACAUCUCACCCGCCAUCUUAUUGUAAUGAGGACCGAGAAAAACCAGAGCAAACUACGGGUCAUGCCUAGAUGCAUUCAGGAUAUCGCAAUUGUCCUGUCAGAGUUACAGCAACGCCUUCCAAGAUACUUGACAGAUGUUGAAGUUGCUGUGACACUUCUUGAAGAUGCUGUCAUAUACGCAGAGAAGAGGAACAUACUUGUUGAUGAGACAAUUCAAGAAGAGGUACGCCAACUUAUGAAAUUUCAUGAGACAAUCCAACAGGAAAAGCUAAAGAAGACACGUACGGACAUCGAACCCACAACACCCCCUCCAGAUAAUUUCCGUGAGCUCAGUGUGUUUCCAACCUCUAAUGAACUUACAGAUAAUUCUCUUCGUCUUUACCUUCGAAAACACAUUAAGAAGGGAAAGUAUGAAAGUGUCGAACAUUAUCUUGACGUCCAAUUUCGUCUUCUUCGAGAAGACUUUGUCCGCCCACUUAGAGAAGGCAUUAGUGAGUAUAAAAUAGCAACAGCUCGACCAGGAAAACGUGACAAACGCUUCCAAGACAUUCGUCUAUACUAUGAUGUAACACUAGACGAACCACUGUACUCACAAAGUGGAGUUACGUUCAGGAUUCACUUCGAUGAGACUAAACUCAAAGGCGUUCGUUGGCAAUCGUCGAAGCGGCUAAUCUAUGGUUCACUCGUCAUCUUGUCACCUGAUGAUUUCAAGACCCUCGUCUUCGGCACAGUUGCAAACCGAAAGCCUGAGGAUUUGGCUAAAGGCUUCAUUGAAAUCAAGCUCGAGAGGGACGAGGAAAUUGCAGAGAUCUUCACUGAAAAGACAUUCAUCAUGGCAGAAUCUUCAGCAUACUUCGAAGCUUACCGGCAUGUCCUGAGCCGCAUCAAAAAUGUCACUGAGCAGUCAAUGCCCCUAACUGAUUACAUCAUAUCAGCAUCAACAAAAGCUAGUCCACCUGCCUACAUCCGGAACGAUCGCUCCAUUGAAUAUGACCUAUCAUCCAUCGUCUCUGAUAAAGUUCCAAAUGCAAAGCACACAGCAAUGCGUAUGAAGACCGUGAGGAUUCUCGAUGGUCAUGAAUGGACAAGACUAGGGAACACUGGUCUUGACGAGUCCCAGCUUCGAGCCGUGCAAGCAGCACUUACUCAAGAGAUGACGGUCAUACAAGGCCCACCUGGUACUGGAAAAACCUACAUCGGGUUGAAGAUAGUUCACACUCUUCUCGAUAACAAGCGUAUUUGGAAAGAAGCUCAAGUUCUAGGACUGGCCGGACCCGCAGGCCGUGCGAACAAACCAAUCCUACUCGUCUGCUAUACAAACCAUGCUUUAGAUCAGUUUCUGGAAGGAGUUGCAGAGUAUAAUAGUGAAGGUAUCGUGAGAGUUGGUGGUCGAAGUUCUAGCGAGGCUCUGAAGCGGUUCAACCUCAAUUCACUCAGGAGCUCAAAGCUUCGAGAAGAGACACCUCGACACGUGAGACGUAGAAUCGGAGAGGUUCGUGGCGAAAUCGAAGGUCUCGGGAGAGAAGUCAAAGGCCUUCAGGACAAGAUUAACCAUACGAGGAAGGGAUUACUUCAUGAAAGAGUACUCAUGAAGCACAUGACUGACGCACAAGAAAGAAGCCUCAACCAAGGAAAUGUCUAUGCAGUAGAUGGCCAGUCCCUUCUCGUCCAUUGGCUCCUUGGUGAUAUUCAGAUGAGACUUCUACCUGAGGAGCUUGAUGUUCCAGAAGAUAACGGACCACCAAAUGAAGACGAAAAUGACGAAGGAGAAGAAGAGCUUGAUAUCUUAGAGGAGGCAGAUCUCCUUGACGAGAUGAGGCGCCUGGACGUUGACGACCAACGAAAUAGAAUAUUCACAGGCGAUGCGAAUGCCAACUUCGAUGAUGACACUUUGGCUUUCCGACUUAAUGAUCUUGACAACUUGGAAGCAGGAGGGUGGCAACAAGACCGACGGCAGCUCAGAAAUAGGAAGCACAACUUAGAGAGAAAGCUCAGGAGUAAUGAAAGAAUGUCGGAUCAAGAGGCAAACACCGUUAGGAACGUUUGGGGUCUUGAAGAAGGAAACCGAUGGAGGUUAUACCGCUAUUGGGCUCAUUUACAUCGCCAUGAAUCUCUUCGUCAGCUCGUGGAUAUGCAACGGCAAUUCACAAAUGUUUGUCAGGAGCUUCGCGAGGCACGCAGUCAAGAAGAUUUUGAAAUCCUCAAGAAUGCCUCGGUCGUUGGAAUGACAACAACUGGAGCUGCAAAGUUCCAUAUGUUACUUCAGAGAAUCCAGCCGAGAAUUAUGGUGGUCGAGGAAGCUGCAGAGGUCUUAGAAGCCCAUAUUGUGACUGCAUUGACUGAGUCAUGUCAACAUCUCAUAUUGAUUGGAGAUCACCAACAACUUCGGCCAAGUCCUACGGUCUUCAAAUUAGCUACGCAGUAUAACCUGGACAUAUCUCUGUUUGAACGUAUGAUCAACAAUGAAGUACCUUAUCAGCAACUGGUUCUUCAACAUAGGAUGAGGCCUGAAAUUUCUCGACUCAUGAGGAUGGAAAGAUUGUACCCAUAUCUCCAAGAUGACGUCUCUGUGAAGAAGUUCGACGAUAUCCAUGGGGUUACAAAGAACAUCUUCUUCCUUCAUCAUGAAAUGGAAGAAGAUUCUGUGGAUGAAAUGAAGAGUCACUCCAACAUUCACGAGGCAAAGUUCUUGGUAGGACUUUGCAGGUACUUCUUGCAGCAGGGCUACCUUCCAGAGCAGAUCACGAUCUUGACUACCUAUUCCGGUCAACUCUUUGCCUUUAAGAGGUUGAUGAAAAAGAGUGACUUUGAAGGUGUCAGAGUUGCUACAGUUGACAACUUCCAAGGAGAGGAAAACGACAUAAUUCUACUCUCUCUCGUUCGCAGCAACAAACAGGGAAGUGCUGGCUUCUUGAAGAUCGACAACAGAAUCUGCGUAGCGCUCUCGAGAGCAAGAAAGGGUCUGUACUGCAUCGGAAAUUUCAAACUCCUUGCACAACAAAACCCAACUGGGCCAAGCUUGUGGAGGGAAAUCGUGAAGGACGCUCAAAUCUAUGGCACCAUCGGAAAAUCCCUUAAGCUCCAGUGUAGAAAUCACACUGGGACACAAAAUGAGGUUUCAAGUGAAACGGAUUUUUCAAAAGUCCCAGAAGGCGGUUGUUCCGUACCAUGUGAGGCACGUCUUACCUGUGGUCAUGUUUGCCGAAUGCCAUGCCACCCCACCGACAUGAAACAUGAAAACUACAAGUGCCGUCAAAAGUGUACUCAGACAAUUUGCCCCUUAGGUCAUCGAUGCAUGAAGCAGUGCUAUCAGCCUUGUGACACGCAGUGCAAAAAACCUGUCGACAAGACACUGCCUUGUGGUCACGUCCAGAAGGUGCCUUGCUACAAAAGCAGCUCAGAAGUAAUCUGCGAAUCUCCAUGCCGCAGGAGACUGGAUUGCGGGCAUCAAUGCAAGGAGCUGUGUGGAAAGAGCUGUACAAUGAUCUGCGAGGAAAUGAUUCGUCGGUCUGACUGGCCUUGUGGCCAUAAUGUCCUCGUCAAAUGUUCUGCUGGACCCGAGUCCUGUUCGAAACCAUGUGAUACGACUCUGAGUUGUGAACAUCCGUGCAAGGGUUCAUGCGGCGAGUGCCGCCAAGGACGUCUUCAUGCAUUCUGCCGAGAAAAAUGUGAUCGUACACUCGUUUGCGGUCACCCAUGCCGGUCGACAUGUGCUGCGGAUUGUCCACCUUGUUCAAGGAAGUGCGAAAACAGAUGUCAACAUAGCAAAUGCAAGAAAAAUUGUGGAGAACCUUGUGUCCCGUGUGCAGAGAGGUGCAUCUGGCGAUGUCAACAUUUUCGCUGUAGGGCACAAUGUGGAAAACCAUGCGACAGACGUGCGUGUGAUGACCCUUGUACACUCCUGCUGAAGUGUGGCCACCCUUGCAUCGGACUCUGUGGUGAACCAUGCCCCAAGAAGUGCAGAAUCUGUGAUAAGGAGGAAGUAACUAGGAUCCUCUUUGGCGACGAAGAGGACGAUGAUGCUCGGUUUGUGGAGUUAGAGGACUGUAAGCACGUGAUUGAAGUGGAUGCCCUGGACCAAUGGAUGAAGACGGAUAGUGGAAGCAAGGACACGUCAGAGGCGACCUCCAUUAAGCUGAAAGAGUGUCCAUGGUGCAAAACUCCGAUUAGACGCAAUCUGCGAUACGGAAACCUCAUAAAACAAGCACUGAAUGAUAUAAAUGCUGUUAAAAGAACCAUCUUCGGCAACGAAAGCACAAUCCACUAUCUCCGUCAGAACCUACAAGAAAAAUUUCGUCGAGAAGUUGAGAACAUGGAUAUGUUAGCCAUCGCAAUGGUUAAGAAACUGUUCCUUCGAAAGAUGGAUGCCCGGCGUUUCCACGACAUGGUCAGUUCGACGUCUGCGUUGAGCCAUGGACAAAUCACCGCUUUGGAAAAUAGAGUCCGUUUUCUGGAGGAAAUGAGAGACGUGGCUGAAGCAUUGCAAUCGCUGCGAUCUCCAUCCCUAAAUCAGCAGUACGUUAAGCAGAUGAAGAGUGAGAUAGGUGUCCUGCAGACAUGGUUGUGCCAGGAACCCAUCAACAGGAUGUCCCAUCAGCAGACUGAUGACGCCAACAGAGAAGCAAAGAGACUCCAUCUAGCCCUGAUUCUCUUUCGGACCCUGGUCGAGAAACCAGCUGCUCGUGACAAAGCCAGCCAAGAGGUAAAAGCCGCCGAGCUUCAACUCUUCGAUGGAAAGGCUUUGAAUGACCAGCGAGCAGAUGAAGUCAAAAGUCUACUCAAGAAGAUCGUUUCCAAGUCCGGUGGGUUGGGAAUUAGCGAUGAAGAGAGGAAGGAUAUAGUCGCCGCCAUGGGUCUGGCCAAAGGUCAUUGGUUUAAAUGCCCCAAAGGACAUGUCUACGCUAUUGGGAAUUGUGGUGGUGCCCAACAGGCGAGCAGUUGCCCUGAGUGUGGUCUAGGAAUUGGGGGCACCCAAUACCGACUGAGAGAGGGCAAUAGGCUUGCGUCAGAGAUGGAUGGGGCGCAACAGGCAGCAUUUCCGCCGCGAUAGCAUCGCGAAUUUCGACCUGAUUAAUUAGCAUUACAAAUAAUACUCGAUAACAUUUGGUUAGAAUGUAGGCUGUACUAAUAUUCUACGUCUCGUAGACAGCUUUAUUUUCCUUCUUUCUUCGAUAUUCCUAUCAUUCAGUUUAAAUAUUUAAGAUGUUCGGCAUUUUUACAAGUAACCGUCGAAAUUUAAGUGAAGUAGAAAUCGAAUACUCCUUCUCGUGACGUGAUUUCUCAUGAAAUUUUCAAUAGAGAUUUUGUCGAUGUGAUUUUAGUUAUUUGAAGUCAUCUUAUUCAUGUGUGUGUGUUUUCAUCCUCGAUUAUCCCAACCGAGAAUCCAGAAUACAGUUUAAAGUGAGAAAAUAAAAAAUAUUGUUACUUGAACAUACGAAACAAUCGAGCAUUUAAAACAAAAUGUAUAUAUGUGUGUGUGUAUAUAUAUAUAUAUAUAUAUACGGGACUUUCUUGUAAAUUUAUCGACAGAACUGCAAGUUGUAUCAUUUAUACAUACUUCUUAUUAUGAUAUUUCACAUCCAUUUGUCAAAACUUGUUGUGCAUUACAUCUUACUUAACGAGUAAAUAAAAACAUGUAUAUUAUUUGAUUAUCAGUUGGUAAACUGCAAUUAUUGUACGUGUGACAUAUUUUCUUAACGAUAUGAACAAAUACUUAAGUUUAGUAUAAUUUCGGCGACCAUCACAUAAAUAUGCAAGUGUUUGCAAAUGAUUGUGAAAAAGAUUUGUUAUAUUUGUCAACUGCUAGAUAAAAUAUGACAUUACUUUAUAAAUAGCGCAUCACAGCGUUUCCGUUAUCCUCAUAGAGACGUUAUACUUAUCACUUAUCAAAUAUAUAAGUCAUUUCAAAACCAAUUUGUAUAUUUUAUUGCAGUUAUCGAUUGUUAGUCUUAAAUCCUGAAGUUAUUGUUCAUGUACGUGCAGAGAUGUCUAAUUUAUCACAUUGCAUGUUUUGCAAGGUUAUGAAAACUGUAAACGGGAAAAAGCUUCGUUGAAUUUGAAAUUAAAACAAGAAUAAGUUAUAUUGUUAUAUCUGAAUUAAAUUUGGAAAUCAAAGAUUGAAAAACUCA
Molecule: messenger RNA, 6593 nt
Organism: Strongylocentrotus purpuratus (purple sea urchin)
Lineage: Eukaryota; Metazoa; Echinodermata; Echinoidea; Camarodonta; Strongylocentrotidae
Product: NFX1-type zinc finger-containing protein 1
Exons: 4
Coding region: 335-5515 (1726 amino acids)
Biological process (GO): regulatory ncRNA-mediated heterochromatin formation
Cellular component (GO): nucleus; nuclear RNA-directed RNA polymerase complex
Molecular function (GO): zinc ion binding; helicase activity
Source: RefSeq, a predicted model, not a curated record